GACCAAUAACUAUUAACCUUCGGGCUACAGAUUAGUAGGAUAGAACUCGAAAUAUUCUGAGGGCUAUCAUCGUCUUCAGGUGCCUAGAUUUUGAAAACAGUUCAAACCUAAUCAUCAAACCUUUAAAAACUUGACCCUUCAUUGAUUCGUCAGGUGUCUUCACCAUAGCGUUAACAUACGGUGGGAGGCAGUUGUCACGUUUAAUGCGUUUCGUUGUGGCUGUUAUCAAGAUUAAGAUGAAACAAGUACAGUAAGCGCACAAUUCUUCAUCAUAACAGGCUCUAGCUCUUCGGUUGCAGAUUCGUUCUUGUGUGACUAACAUGUCCGACAGUUUGUCUGGACAACCUAAAUAUGCUGGGAAACAUAAUAGUCCAUCGCUCCUGUCGCCAGAAUCGCCUGGUGGCAGCCCCAAAUUACAAGUGCCAAGCCCAAUUGUUACUAGGCGUACCAGGACUGAAUCUACAUCAGCAAGGGCAUUUGAGAAUCCAACUGAGUUGGGGAAAGUGAGGAUGUUCAGCAGAUCAAAGGGUCAUGGUUUUAUCUCCUCGGAUUCCACUGGAGGAGAUAUAUUUGUCCACAUCUCUGACAUUGAGGGGGAGUAUAUACCACUGCCUGGUGAUGAAGUCAAGUACAGACUAUGUCCGAUUCCUCCGAAAUACGAGAAGAACCAGGCAAUCAACGUGCACAUCAUCAAUUUAACACCCGAAGUGCAUCUCAGGUGGGACUGUCCAGUAAGCGAAGAAGAGACUGAAUCACAUGGCCAUUAAUCUAGAGAGAGAGCAUCUGUAACUGAAGACUGCAUUUCUGUGCCGUAACUUCCAGCUUCAUGCUGUGUUGUAUUGUUAUCGCGAAUGAUACUUAGUUCCAAGUUGUAAAUGUAACCCUUACUUCAAUUUUGACAUUAAGAGAUGUUUACUUUAGAGUAGUAUUUGUCUACAUUGGUUAAUAAACUUUAAGUAUGAUGUAUUUUUUUGUAAAAGGUUUGUCAGCACUUUGGAACAGGUGCAAAGUACAUGUUGAAGCCUGAGUCAUUGCAACGAGAGAAUCGUGGAAAACAAUAUUCUUAUUGUAACUAGGUGAUUGCUGUAAACAUAGAAUAAUGCUGCUUUAGGCUAGGUGUAGACAUUUGUCAAUGUAACGAAUUGCAUUUAUAAGCAUUUGUUAAAUAUUCAGAUGUGUUUCUAAAGUGCAGUGUUUACUACACUACACAUUUCUUGAAAGUACUCAUAAAACAUAUAUUACGACAAACACACAUCAUUCGUUUCCACAUUCCCCAUGAAAUAUUUGCAACUAUAUCUGUCAUGACGCGAAAAAGCUGGAUUUUUGGUUAGUAAAUAUACAUCAAAUCUUACAUAUUAUGUAGUUGUUUAAAAUUGAUUAAUGCAUAUUGUAUUAUGCAGAAAUGCUUAAGUAAAUAAAUAAUUUACUCAUAAAUUUCA
Messenger RNA from Zootermopsis nevadensis, 1439 nucleotides. Its product is annotated as cold shock domain-containing protein CG9705. Gene Ontology annotation, cellular component: cytoplasm. Gene Ontology annotation, molecular function: mRNA 3'-UTR binding. Lineage: Eukaryota; Metazoa; Arthropoda; Insecta; Blattodea; Termopsidae. Gene Ontology annotation, biological process: regulation of mRNA stability. The record is from RefSeq and is a predicted model, not a curated record.